This is a messenger RNA of Caenorhabditis bovis, 309 nucleotides long. NCBI's taxonomy places the organism in Eukaryota, Metazoa, Nematoda, Chromadorea, Rhabditida, Rhabditidae. The record is from the annotation of a GenBank genome assembly.
AUGGGAUUCUUUUGGAAAACUGCCAAGUUCGGAAUCAGAGUGGGGCUGGUUGUCGGCGCCAUAAAACUAUCAAUUGACAAUGAUAUUUGGUCCACGAAUAAUGUUAAGGGUUCUGAGCUUUAUCAGAAAUUGAAAAAGUAUAUCGUACCAGGAACCCUUGUUUUCCCAGAACAACUUCCAUCAAAGCAGGACGUUGAACUUGAAGUCGGCGGUCGAUGGAACAAUGGAGUUGAUAAAGUAUUCAAUGCCAUCGAGAAGGUUCCAUCGAGUUUGAACACCGUAGCGAAUCGUCUUAUUAAUAAUAAGUAA